This is a messenger RNA of Aplosporella prunicola CBS 121167, 897 nucleotides long. RefSeq lists its product as uncharacterized. Gene Ontology annotation, cellular component: plasma membrane. The transcript is spliced from 2 exons. NCBI's taxonomy places the organism in Eukaryota, Fungi, Ascomycota, Dothideomycetes, Botryosphaeriales, Aplosporellaceae. Gene Ontology annotation, molecular function: glycerol channel activity; water channel activity. Bases 1 to 897 code for a protein of 298 amino acids. Gene Ontology annotation, biological process: glycerol transmembrane transport; water transport. The record is from RefSeq and is a predicted model, not a curated record.
AUGGCUUUGAACCAUGCCGCGCAGCUCAAGCAGUACGCGCAGCGCCUUCCUCGCUUCAGCAGGCAGGACCUCAAGCCCUACGCGGCCGAAUUCCUGGGCACCGCUCUCCUCAUCGUCAUCGGCGAGGGUGUUAUCGCGCAGGUCCUCCUCUCCGACUACCAGAACGGCUCCUGGCUGUCUAUCAACCUCGCCUGGGCCGCCGGUGUCAUGUUGACUGGGUUCCUUUCCUCACCCUCGCCAACCGUCAACCCCGCCCUCACGCUCACGCUCGCUCUCGUCCGUCCCUCAUCCCAGCAGCGCCGCCAGCUCUUCGGCAAACUCCUUGCGCAGUUCCUUGGCGCGUUUGUUGGCGCUGCCAUUAUUUACUUCACCUACCGCUCCGCGAUUCUCGCAUGGGAUCCUGAGUACACGAUCCCUUGGGGCUCGAUUCUCAGCCCCAAAGGGCAUCACAGCGCCGGCAUCUUCGCGACGUACCCUUCGUCGCUGCUGAAGUCGAACUGGGAGGCUGUGCUACAGGAGGGCUUGGCCAGUGCAGUGCUCAUGUUCUGCGUGCUCAGCAUCGGUGACUCGGCAAACGCUGGUUUCGGCGCGCCGCAGGUGUCCGUGUUUGUGCUUAUGGUGGGCAUCGGCUCUGCUUUGGGAUGGCAGACUGGUUACGCCAUCAACCCUGCCCGCGACUUUGGUCCCCGUCUCUUCUCCGCGAUCAUGUACGGCCGCGAAGUCUUCACCGCUGCUGGCUGCUACUUCCUGGUUCCUCUGUUCGCGCCGGUGCUGGGAUGCCUGGUCGGCGCGUCUGUUUAUGACGCUUUCCUGUUCGAGGGCGAGGGCUCCGUCGUCACUGACGCGGUCGAGAAGGUGGUGUCGGAGAGGGACGGUGCGCUGAGAUUGGACGACUAG